UAUCCUUUUCUUUGAAGAUGAAGGAAGACGCCGUGAUCCACAUACCAGACUACCAGAGAGACCGCCGGCGAAGCGACCAGAAUCUGAUCAGGUCCCGACCACGGAGCAGCCGGAGGCAAAGCGUACGAAGCUCGGCGAUCCUCAACCGGAAAAGCUCGCUGGUGAUACUCCAAUGGGUCUGCAGAGCGAUAGCAAAGAGGGAGACCAUCCGACUGGGACUGAUUAUCAUAAAGGCCUUUCGUAUUGUCUGAUCUGUUGUAAGAUGGUCGAUCACAUAAUUUUAGAAUGCCCCGACUGGUCAAAGGGAUCUGGGAUAUAUUGUGUUGUUUGUGAAGGCCCCUGUAAACUCUGUGAUGACGAGCACCACCGCAAAAAUCAUUUUGAAACUAUCAUGUUUUGUGAUAUUUGUGGUGAACAGGCUACACACUGGUCUGAUAACUGCUCCUAUGGUACUGAUUAUCGUACUGCCAGGUCUGCGGACGCUUUCGGUGACUCUGACAUUGGUUGCUUUGUAACGUGGGUGACCUUUCAGAGAUACACACAACUUAUGCUGGUUCAAUCCGCAGUUGCAUGAUCUCCAUUGAUGAUAGUUGUUUCAGAUCUUGAUCUCAGGGCACCAAUUUCUGAUUCUUACUCAGAAAAAAAGGAUGGAAAUUGUGACGCUCACGUUGACUCUUGCACUUUGUUGUGUUAACUUAGACCAAUUUUCUCAAGAUUUCCUAUUUCUAGACC
Rosa chinensis is the source of this 732-nucleotide messenger RNA. RefSeq lists its product as uncharacterized. The transcript is spliced from 2 exons. The record is from RefSeq and is a predicted model, not a curated record. The coding region runs from base 173 to 574 and encodes 133 amino acids. NCBI's taxonomy places the organism in Eukaryota, Viridiplantae, Streptophyta, Magnoliopsida, Rosales, Rosaceae.